AUUAGCACUAGUAUAUGUAAUUAAGGUAUAUAUUCAUUGAAACUCAGUCAAAAUUCGAUACUGAAUAGCAAAAAGUUCAUCUUAAAAAAAAAAGCGAAAAGCCAAAAUACACACAAUACAAAAUAGCAAAUGGCAACGGAGAAAUAUGGGCCAUACGGUUCUGCGUUUGAAUCCAAUUGGAGUUACGAGCUUGGAGUAUGCGAGUCGAUUAAAGAAAUUGUGAUCCGCCAUGGAUGGAUUGUUGAUGGUAUUGGCUUCGCUAAACUUGAUGCUCUUGGUGCUACUUCUUCCACUCAAUAUUUCGGCGGUUUUGGUGGAGACUUUAAGAGGAUAAUACUGAAGAGAAAUGAAUACAUAACACGAAUAAGUGGAAAACAUGGGUAUUACACUCAUCAUUCAGCAACUGAUCCAUUGAUCGCUUCCCUGACGAUACACACCAAUUUGCGGCCAACAGGAUAUGGACCAUUUGGAUCGGCAACUUCUUGUAGUAAUGUUACCCAUUUUUCUUCACCCUUCCAACUAACUGACAAUGUUGUCAAACUUUUUGGAAAAGCUACUUAUUAUCUUCUGUCCAUCGGAAUUGAAGUGACAAAGGUGGGAGUCACUAAUAACAAUGACGGCUCAGAAAUGCAUUAAUACUAAUUCAUAUACAUGGGUAUGAUGGUGCUUGGUGUGCCUUCACAAAACUGUCAGCUCCUUCAAGGCAUGUCCUUUGAUGUUUCAAAUAGUAUGACUAUCUUGUCUAUCAUAUAUCUUUAUGUGUUGUAUAUUUAAUUUUUAUGUUUAGUAUCACCUAUUGUAUUGCUAUUUGCUUUCCUAAGAUAGUUACAAUUCCAUGUUUUCUUUUGUGACUUUGACACAAUUUAGAGGUGUUCGGUAAGUGUAAUGGAAACAAAAUAGUAAGAAAAGAAAUGAAAACUCAUUAUAGUUUUCACAUAAUUGUUGAUUAUAACUUUUAAUAAUGAGCUUUCAA
Messenger RNA from Amaranthus tricolor (Joseph's coat), 973 nucleotides. RefSeq lists its product as uncharacterized. Bases 130 to 636 code for a protein of 168 amino acids. The record is from RefSeq and is a predicted model, not a curated record. The transcript is spliced from 4 exons. NCBI's taxonomy places the organism in Eukaryota, Viridiplantae, Streptophyta, Magnoliopsida, Caryophyllales, Amaranthaceae.